Messenger RNA from Etheostoma cragini (Arkansas darter), 2174 nucleotides. RefSeq names its product transmembrane protein 45B (gene tmem45b). Bases 157 to 999 code for a protein of 280 amino acids. The transcript has 6 exons. The record is from RefSeq and is a predicted model, not a curated record. NCBI's taxonomy places the organism in Eukaryota, Metazoa, Chordata, Actinopteri, Perciformes, Percidae.
AUGGGUGGGGCUACAUAAUGACUCAACACAGGUUAGGAGUACACACAACAGGUGUACACAGUUUGCUCAGACCAGAGUGCUUUCAUUUGAACAGCUGCCAGGAUUCACAGGUUUCCAAAGUCUUUGGGAAUUAGCAGCAGAGAAUAAGGUCCAACGAUGGCCAAUUUUGGAGGACAUGCCAUUCCUGGCUCUUUUUUCCUAUUGCUUGGUUUUUGGCUAACUGUGAAACACACUCUCCAACACUACUGGAGGACAAGUCAGCCAAAAGGAAGACGCAGUAUGCCCUCUUUCUUUAAAAAAAUGGACUUCUUGGAGGGAGGAUUUCUAAUCUUUGGUUCUUUUGUUGGUAUUAUGAUUGAACAGUUCGUGGUGGAUGGGCCACAUGCCCAUCUCUAUGACAAAGAGAACAAUUCAUGGGUCAAGCUGAUGAACUGGCAGCACGGCACAAUGUAUCUGUUCUUUGGGAUCUGUGGAAUAGCACUGGUUGCCAGUACUGCAUCCAAACUGGUGCCAGCUGGUGUUGACCGCCUUGCUCUCUCCUUGGCUCUUUUUGUUGAAGGGUUUCUGUUUUAUCACCACCUGCACAAUCGGCCCCCUCUGGAUGCCCACAUCCACUCUCUGCUGCUCGUGGCUGUGUUCAGCGGAUCGGCCAGCACCAUGUUGGAGGUGUUCCUAAGAGACAACAUUAUUUUGGAGCUGUUAAGAGCAUGCCUGUUCAUCCUGCAAGGCUCAUGGUUCUACGAGAUUGGAUUUGUACUUUAUCCAUUAAGUGGACCGGAGUGGGACCUGAAACUGCAUGACAACAUCAUGUUCAUUACUAUGUGCUUCUGCUGGCACAUAGCUGUGGCCCUGCUUUUAGUCACCUGCAUCUCCUCUCUGGUUUGGUUCUGGGUGAAGAGGUUCUCAGGAAGGGGACGGGACAUAGAGAUUGGAAUGCGAAGUACAUCCUCCAAAACAAGCUCCCAGAAAGCGUUGCUUGAAGAGUCGGAUGAAGAGUAAAUGCAUUAUUAUGGUUCUUUUACUUACAUUUGAUUAAUUGUGGUUCAUGACACCAAGGGCACUUCUUUUUUUUAACCUGCUUUGUUUAGUUCGGUUGAGUCAAACCCUGGAGCGUUUACCCCCUUGGUGCAGUUUGUUUGGACAGGUGUGAACACAGCAAUCACAUUCGGAUACAGACCAAAACUACUGGGCCGAGACUACCUUGAGGCUGUGGUCUCAGUCCAAUUACAAACCGACUCUGGUACGCUUUGGUACAGUCUGUCUGGGGUGAGACUGUGAUCCGACCCACUUAUUAGAUACUCAAGUUUGAGUAAAACGGUUCCUGUAGUAAGGUGUGCUUAAGGUAGCAGCUAGCAAUGUUUCUCUCAACCGAAAUAUCCUGCAGUCAUGCUCAUGUCUCUGUGGUCAAACCAGCCGCUGCUAAAGUUGGAGACAGACACCAGCGGAGUAGAGCAAUGUCCCGCUGAGCAGAGCAGCAGUAGAAAGGCUGUUCGCGAAACAGUGUGUGGAAAACAAUUUUAAAUGAAAUGAGCUGGUUUGACCUUGAAGAUGAGAGAAAUGUUUUUUUUUUUUCUUCUCCCAGACAGACACAUCUGACCUUUAAACGGAGUGGACAUAAUGGGUUGGUUUGUAGUGAUGCAUUUCAAUGUUUCUGUGUGAAACCAAGCCAAGGGGUUAAACACUCUAAGUUAACAAACUCAACUGAUUCCGACCAGAACUAAUGAACUAUUGGUGUAAAAAAAAAAAAAGGAAAGUCUGCUGUUUUUUGUACAAAGCAUUUUUUGUAAAAAAAAAAAAAAGUUACAAUAUGAUCUGUUGUAAUGGUCUGUAAAUGGAUUUUAAAAACACAAAAGUACAAGUUACAUGAAUUGUAAAAUGUGAAAUGUAUUGCUUACUAUUAAAUGAAAUGAACACUUAUGAGAAGAACUAAAUAUAUUAAAACAAAUGAUUAACAAGUCACAACAUUCAAAUCAGAGAGACUUAAGUUCCACUCAUUACAUUCCACUCAAUACAUUACAUCAAACUUUUUAUAGAAGUGAAAAAGAGAAUCUUGUUGACCAGUUGUAUAGAAAGUUGUAAUUUAGGAUGAAUUCAUAAGAUAUGAUUUGAAGUCGGAUUUAGGUGAAAUAUCAACAGAGCAAAUAGUCUUCUGAACAUUUGUCAACACCUAAAAG